GGUUUUUGAUUAUGGGUGGCCAUCGUUAAAAUACAAUCAUUUAUUAAUGGUCUCUUUAUCCAUUUCGAAUUUAGAGCUUUAAAGAAUUUAAAGUAACCUGUAAUUUCUUAUUAUUAUAGACAUGGAUACCCAGAGAGGAAAGAAAAGGCCUUUUUUUAAAUGGACGGAAGAUAAAAUGAGCCUUGCUAUAGACGCAGUAAAAAAUGUAGGCAUGUCCAAAAAAUGUGCAGCUAAAGAAUUUUGUGUUCCUAGAACAACCUUAAAGCGUAGACUUGAAAACAAUUGUCUUAAACGAAAAAUGGGUCCUAAAAUUAUUCUUUCAGAAGGCGAAGAGAAAUUAUUAGCUAAUUGGAUCUUGUCUAUGGGCAGAACGGGCUUUCCUGUUAAUGCAACAAAUCUACUCUCCACGGUGCAUAAAAUUAUGAAAGAAACUGGGAGGUCGACUGUUUUUAAAGAUGGGAUGCCCGGGAAAACUUGGUUCGCUGCUUUUCUUCGAAGACAUCCUGAGAUAAAAAAACGAAGAGCAGAGUCUAUUACAAAAUCAAGAGCUGCCGUCUCUAAAGCUGAUAUAGAAAAAUGGUUUAAUGAAAUUGAAAACUAUUUAAAAGAAGAAGGUAUGAUUGACAUACUAAAAUACCCAAAUAGGAUAUACAAUGCAGACGAAACCGGGUUUAGCAUUGAUCCUAAAUCUGGUAUUGUCCUUGGGCCGGCGAAAUUGGAAGAAGACUUUUAUGAGAGAAAAUCUAAUGCAGAAAAAGAGCAAAUAACUGUUAUGGCCUGUUUUUCAGCCGAUGGUAUCACAGUUCCACCAAUGGUCAUAAUAUAUCCGUACAAAAAAAUACCAAAGGAUAUAGUUAAUUCUGCACCACCAGAAUGGGCAGUGGGACGAUCAGACUCCGGAUGGAUGAACUCGGAAGUAUUUUAUGAGUAUAUCGGCAACCAUUUUUUGCCCUAUCUCAAAGAAAAAAAUAUACCACAACCUGUUUUGUUUUUCGUGGAUGGACAUAGGUCCCAUCUAACUAAACAAGUCAGCGAAUUAUGUGAAGCAAGUGGUAUCAUCCUGGUUGCUCUUUUCCCCAACGCCACUCAUAUUCUCCAACCAGCCGGUGUUUCAAUUUUUAAACCUUUAAAAACUGGUUGGCAGACAAUAGCAAGAACAUGGAAAUUUGAAAACUUUCCGAAGGAUGUAACAAAGUAUACAUUUGCAACCAUUCUAAGUACGGUUUUUAAAAAAUAUGCAACGGAAAGUACAAUACGCAACGGUUUUAGAAAAUGUGGACUGUUUCCUUUUGAAAAAAGCAAUGUUGAUUACACCAAAUGUGUUUCCACUCGGCAAGUUGUAGAUCCUACAAAUCUAUCAGAUAUUAAAAACACAAUUAUUACAAAAGGGAAUAUAUUAUCCGAACUUGAGAAAAAAAUACCACCACUUGAAUUGAAUCAUUUCAGAACAAAUUUCGACAAUAAAGAUGACUGGAAGGGAGACUUACAAUUUAAGAAACUUUAUGAGGUUUGGGCAGAAUUUAAAAAUGAAGCUUUAUUAGUAACAAAUAAACAUAAACAUGUCACUGGGGAGGAUGACUCUAACUUAAUGGAAGGAAAUGAAGAAAUGUCAAUAUCGUUUUCAGUUCCAACAGCGUCAACUUCAACUCCAAACGGUAAGCAGAGAGAAGAGAGUGUAAUUCUUCCAAAUGAAGAACAGUCACAGAACGGGAACAGCACUAUUUUACAAGAUAAAAGUACUACUUCACUAAAUGUUUCAGAGUCAUUUCUUUCACCGGAUAAAUUAGAAAACGUUGCGCUGUAUAAGGACAAAGAAGACCAAGGAUAUGUGGUUAGCACUCCUUUCAAAAAAUGUCUCAUUUUUCCUAAGACUCCUAAAAAAGAACCACCCAAAAGAAAACGAAAAAUAUUUCCAGCAGUUGUAUCCACUACACUUUACAGGGCCCAUUAUGAUAAUAUAACGUCUAAAAGUGGCCCUUCAAAACAAUCACAAAUUAAAAUAAAAAAGCCUGCAGUAAAGAGAAAAGUAAUAAGCGAAUCUGAAUCUUCUGCCGAUGAUGUUCCUUACUGUGAUGAAGAUCUAGAUGCGAGUGAUGUUGAAAAUUAUACGAUCAAGAAUAUUCAUGAUGGAGAUUUUGUUAUUAUCAAAUACAAUGGAAAUCUUUAUCCAGGAAAAGUGAUAAAAGCUAACCAGGAAGGAGCAGAAGUUUCGUCAAUGGAAAAAGCAGGCUAUGACUGGAAAUGGCCAGAAAAAGAAGAUGUAUUAUUUUAUUUUUAUGAGGACAUUAAAAAGAUUAUAAGGGAACCAUUAGUUAAAGGCAAACGGGGUUAUUACUCAGUACCAGAACUAUCUAGUUUUCUUUAAAGUGCGUUAUACAAUUUUUAAGUGAAACAUUUUUUUGUAGGACAUCACGGGCGUAGCCAGGUUUUAGUUUCGGGAGGGGUUUAAGAAAAUAAAACGACAAAAAGUACAUAAAAUAACCCUUAUAUUCAUAAGAAAAAUUUUAUAAAUCUUAAUAUUUAACUUUUAGGGGGGGGGGGGUUGAAACCCGAAACCCCCCCCCCCGGCUACGCCCAUGGGACAUAAGUUUACAUUUUGCUAUGUUUUUUUUGAAUGGUUGUUAAAAAUUUCAGCAAUGUAACGCAGUGAAAAGCUUAUAUAAAAAUAUAUUUGAUAAAGUGUCCAUUACUAAAUUAUCGAGAGUCCAUCACUAGAGUUUUUGUGACCAUUACUGGCGAUUUUGGCA
This is a messenger RNA of Diabrotica virgifera virgifera (western corn rootworm), 2747 nucleotides long. RefSeq lists its product as uncharacterized. The record is from RefSeq and is a predicted model, not a curated record. Gene Ontology annotation, cellular component: nucleus. The transcript has 2 exons. Gene Ontology annotation, molecular function: DNA binding. NCBI's taxonomy places the organism in Eukaryota, Metazoa, Arthropoda, Insecta, Coleoptera, Chrysomelidae. Bases 122 to 2365 code for a protein of 747 amino acids.